Molecule: messenger RNA, 694 nt
Organism: Dermatophagoides pteronyssinus (European house dust mite)
Lineage: Eukaryota; Metazoa; Arthropoda; Arachnida; Sarcoptiformes; Pyroglyphidae
Product: neo-calmodulin-like
Cellular component (GO): myosin II complex
Molecular function (GO): calcium ion binding
Source: RefSeq, a predicted model, not a curated record
ACGGAUAGCUGAUUUUGUUUUUGUUUUUUUAAAUUAGAAAUUCUUGAAUCAUUGAUCCGUUUUGUUUAGUUUUAGCUCGGUUCAUAAACAUCAUCAUCAUCAUCUGCAUUUAGAAGUGAAAACAACACAAAAUUUAAUUAUCAUAUUCAAAUAAACUGCUUCAAAAAAAAAAGAAGAAAAUGGCCGAUUAUGGACUAUCCGAUGAACAGGUAGCCGAAUUUAAAGAGGCAUUCAUGUUAUUUGAUAAAGAUUUAGAUGGUCGUAUAACGGCAACUGAAUUAGGUAUUGUAAUGCGUUCAUUAGGACAACGUCCAUCGGAUGCUGAAUUAAAAAAUAUGGUUACUUUAGUUGAUCAAGAUGGUAACGGAACGAUUGAAUUCAAUGAAUUUUUACAUAUGAUGUCGAAAAAAAUGAAAGAAACAGAUAAAGAAGAAGAAUUAAAAGAAGCAUUUCGUGUAUUUGAUCGUAAUGGUGAUGGUUUUAUAUCGGCACCAGAAUUAAGGUUAGUUAUGACAAAUCUUGGUGAAAAAUUAACCGAUGAAGAAGUUGAAGAUAUGAUACGUGAAGCUGAUUUAGAUGGUGAUGGUUUAGUUAAUUAUACUGAAUUUGUUACCGUUUUGAAUCCACCAUCCAAAGCAACCUGAAAUCGAUUUGAAUCGGGAAAACAAUCAUCAAUAAAUUCAUAACGAGCUCU